GGCCAUGUCCCGCCGGGGGCCCGCGCAGGUGUCGGGCAGCCCCCGGCAGAAGGCUGUGCCGGGCACGGCCCCGUCGGAGCUGCAGGAGCUGCGGAGCCGCACGGAGCGCGCGGAGCGGCGGCUCCUGGCCUGCGAGAACCUGGUCGGGGAGCUGGGCAGCGGCCUGGCCGCCCUGGGCACCCUCCUGCAGGGCUACGAGCAGCUGCAGCAGCGCCUGCUCAACCUGGAGAACCUCCUCAAGAACAGAAACUUCUGGAUCCUGCGCCUGCCCCCCGCCUCGGGAGGGGAGAUCCCCAAGGUGCCGCUGACCUUCGAUGAUAUCUCGGUGUAUUUCAACGAGCUGGAGUGGGAGAGGCUGGAGCGCUGGCAGAAGGAUCUGUACAGGGCCGUGAUGAGGGGCAACUACGAGACCUUGGUGUCCCUGGACUACGCCGUGUCCAAGCCCGAUAUCCUGUCCCAGAUGGAGAGGGAUGAAGAGCUCAGUGACAAAGAGGGUCAGGAGCCACCAUGGACAUGGACUGGGGACGUUCAGGAGCCCCCAGGGGCAGCAGAGACAGAUGAGGCUCCAGGAGAUGAAAUCCCCAUGGAAGCUGCCCCAGGUGGGUGCCAGGAGCAGGUGGCAGUUCCUGGAGACCUCCCCUUCGUUAGGAAGGAAGUGCUCACUCCAUGGAUUAAAGCACCCCGGAGCACCGUGAAUCUUCAUUCCAAGAGGAACGGUUGUGCUUGGCUGGAUGAAUCCCAUGGACAAAAGCAGUCAAAGCCUGCAGGAGGCUGUGGAGCAGUGGGAAAGGCCUCCUGUAAGACUGGGGCUUCCAGAGACAUUCCUGCCUGCUGUGGAGGAGCAGACGGUGCCAAGUCCAAGCCCAAUGGCAUCGAGAAGGAUAAAGAGCCCAGCAGCAAAAAGGGUCUGGAGCCCUCAUGGAUGCAGAAUGGGAACAGCCAGAAAACCCUACAGAUACAGGCUGGGGACAGCCAGGAAAUCCCAGAGAUUUGGAACAGCCCAAAGUCCUCAUGGACACGGAGUGGGAACAGCCACAAAACCCCACAGAUACAGAAUGGGGACAGCCAGGAAAUCCCAGAGACACAGAUUGGGAACAGCCCCAAAUCCCCACGGACACGGAGUGGGAACAGCCCAAAGUCCCCACAGACACAGACUGGGGACAACCAGAACUCCCCACAAACACAGAUUGGGGACAGCCCAAAGUCCUCAUGGACACGGAGUGGGAACAGCCAGAAAACCCCACAGAUACAGACUGGGGACAGCCAGAAAACCUCCUGGACACGGAGUGGGAACAGCCAGAAAACCCCACAGACAGAGACUGGGGACAGCCAGAACUCCCCACAGACACAGACUGGGGACAGCCCAAAGUCCUCCUGGACACGGAGUGGGAACAGCCACAAAACCCCACAGACAGAGACUGGUGACAGCCAGAGCUCCCCACAGACACAGAUUGGGAACAGCCCAAAGUUCUCUUGGACACGGAGUGGGAACAGCCCAAAGUCCCCACGGACACAGAUUGGGAACAGCCCAAAGUCCCCCCAAACAGAGAGUGAGAACAGCCUGAAACCCCCAAGGACACAGAUUGGGAACGGCCCAAAAUCCCCCCAGACACAGAAUGAGAACAGCUCAAAGUCCCCACAGACACAGACUGGGAACAGCCCAAAAUCCUCCCAAACAGAGAGUGAGAACAGCCCAAAGUCCCCACAGACACAGCUUGGGAACAGCCCAAAGUUCCCACAGGAACACCCUGGGGACAGCCAGACACUGCCUCAGACACAGACUGGGGACAGUCACAACCCCCUCCAGACAGAUGUCCCCAACAAUCAGAAGCCCCCACAGACUCCAGAAGAGAUGGAGCAGCAGGAAGAGGCUUCGGGAGAGAAUCCCAUGGCCAUGGAAGCUGGCCCAGAACUCCCCAUCCUGAUGAUGAAUGUUAUGUCGCUGGGGGAACAUCAGCCAGAGGAGGACCCAGAGAUGGAGGAGGACCCGGCAGAGCCUGACACUGAGGAAGCCUCAUCCAUGGAAGAUGAAACACCGUGCGAAGAGGCAUCUCCCGAGGACAUCAGGGUGAAGGAGGAGGAGCCUGAGCUGCUGGCAGACGAAUCCACACUGUCUCCCGGCUCAGAGAUCCACAAAUGUCCCAAAAACGAGCUGGUGAAAGCCAAGAUCAAGAAGAAACCGAACCGGUGCGAGGCCAGCAACCUCCUGAUGGGCAACUGCCGGCGCGGGUACGUGCGGGAAUGGUCCCAUCCCUGCACGGAGUGCGGGAAGCGCUUCCGCCUCAAGAUCAACCUCAUCAUCCACCAGCGCAGCCACGCCAAGGAGGGGCCCUACGAGUGCCCCGUGUGCGAGAUCGGCUUCAGCAACAAACGGCACCUGGACCUUCACCGCAGCAUCCACGUCAAGGACAGAGCCUUCGGGGCCAAGGUCUGGGGCAACGUGCACCCCGAGCUGCGCAUCCGCCCGCGCAGGGACCCGUGCGGCGGCGCCCACGCCGUGGGAGCCUGGCUGGGCCAGCCCAAGGAGGAGCCGGACAGGGAGGGCCCGGCCGGCUCCGGGAUGGCGCGGCCGCCCGAUUCCAGGCUGAAGUGCCCCUACUGCAAGAAGUUCCUGUCGUGCUCCGUGUCGCUGCGGCGGCACCUCCAGACGCACGCGCGGGACCGGCCCUACUGCUGCAGCUCCUGCAAUAAGUGCUUCACCCGCAGCAAUCACCUCCUGCGCCACAAGAAGAUCCACGAGCGGGCUCUGGCUGCGCUCCAGGGGGAGGCCAACACCCAGCCCCCCGCUGCUAUCGCGGCAUCCCCGCAGCACGGGGCUCCCGAGGAGAGGAGCCUUUCCCAAGGGAACGGGAGCCCUGAGGCUGCAAAAGCGAGCCUGCCCAACGUGCUGCUGUUGGGAGCGACGCCGGGGCUCCCAGGGAAAGGCUCCCCGCUCCCUGACUGCCUCGGGAAAGCCGUGCAGCCCGUGGUCCAGCUGGGACUGAGGGCAGUGGCUUCAGGGAUGACGGAGAAAUGACCCCGGGACAGAUCUGAACUUUGCGUGUCCCUGGAGAGAAGCUGAGAGUUUGUUGGGUUUGUACCUGCUGGGACACCGGGAGUGGGAAUCUGCUGCGUUUUAGGAGCUUCCUGGGCUGUAGAAAGAAUGGGAAGCUUGGAGACCACAACAAAGAGAAAAUUGCAGAAGCCUCCAGUGAUCCAUAAUGCUUCACCAUGCCACUGACUUGUUCCUGUUGGCUGAUGCUUGGAAUUUUCCCAAGCUGACCUUGCUGGGAGAUGACCAGGUGAACCCUGGUCAAACAGGAGCAGAGCUUUCACAUUCCUUGAUGUUGGACCUGACCCUUUGUGAAGCUGAAGAGGGCAGGUAGAAGGGAAUGGAGCUGGCAGCAUUCCUGAGCAGCCCUUUGUUCCAUGGACCAAAUGUCCUGACUGAGGAUGGACUGGCCAGAUGGAGAGUGACAUCUGAGACCCCACCGUGUCCUGGCCACCCUUGCCACCCACCACCCUGGGGAGGAGAUCAGCCAACGUCCCCUCCAGCAGGCUGGGAACACUGGAGCUUUGCACUGGAAGAUCCAUAGGACAAACCAAACCCUGGCAUAUUCCAGGGAUCCCGGCAGGUCCAUCAGGGAGGCCACAGGCACCCUCAGGACCAUCCUGCUUGUGAUUUUAGGCAUCCCUGAGGAGUCAGCCAGCCCCACGCUGCAGCAGCACCUCUGAUCCUCGUGGAUCCACCUGCACAGAGCAGCCCCUCGGCUCUGGAGGAAACUCCCACUCUCCCAACCGCAGCUCGUCACCUUUUGCCCAAAAUCCCAACGAAUCCUACAGGAAAACAGUUCUGCAGCUACCUCAGUCAGGGAGAGGGGGACCUGCCUGGAGGCAGCCAGUGGAAGCCAGGCCAGGAGCUGUUCCGGUGUCCCCGGUGCCACCAGAGCAGUGGCCAUGGCCAGAGCCCCACAUGUGUCCCACCCAGAGACAUCACCACACCUGGAGCAGCUGCUGGGACUCUUGCAUUUAGUUUUCCAUUUUUUUUUUGUUUUCUUUGAGUUGUUUGAUGUAAUUAUUUGAUAUCCUGAGGUCUCUGUCCCUCUCUGAGCAGUGAGCACUGGUAGGCUUUUCCCAUCUUUUAUUCCGAGGUGUGGUGGUGCUGCCGUGGGGAGCUUUGGGAGCUGAGGGAACACCUGUGCCACAUCCAGCUGUGAUCCUCAGCCACUUCAUGGGACAGACAGCAGCACCUGAGCUCCUCCAUGGGAAUACACCACACCCCCCUGCUCCUCUGGGCUGGUGUCUCACAAUUCCUGCCCCUGGGAUUGCAGUGUGCAGCAUUCCCAAACUGCAGCAGGAGCCAGGAGAGGUGGUUGAUGCCUUGUGGACAUGUGGCCAUGGCUCUGGCAGUGAGCCAGUGGCUGGUUAUCACUGCCCAGGCAGAGCUCCCAGCACUCCCCAGCUGAUCCCAGGGGCAUGGCUGAGCUGCUGUGCCAAUGGGUGAACCCCCCAGGCCAGCAGAAGGGCCAGCAGCCCCAACCUGGCAUUUCUGAAUCUGCUGUGACCGGGAGCAGCGUUUGCUACGACAUUCCUGAUCCCUUUCUCAGGCUGUGGAAUCAAUAAAGUAUUUGUUUCUAUGUCCA
This is a messenger RNA of Parus major (Great Tit), 4622 nucleotides long. Its product is annotated as zinc finger protein 37-like. The transcript has 8 exons. Gene Ontology annotation, biological process: regulation of DNA-templated transcription. Bases 5 to 3016 code for a protein of 1003 amino acids. Lineage: Eukaryota; Metazoa; Chordata; Aves; Passeriformes; Paridae. The record is from RefSeq and is a predicted model, not a curated record.